AUGAAGUCUGAAGAGACCCUGAAUGGUGAUCUCCACGCCUGCAAAUCAGCUCUGGAAGCCACACAUACCAGAAUCCUGAAUAUUGACUUCUCUAUAGAGCAACCAACCUUGAUGCCUAACAUGGAAAAUGACACGCUCCAGUAUAGGCCCAUAAUCUCUGCAUCCAGGCCAUUUAGGUCCUGGACACAGAAGAUAAUUCAUAGCAUUGGACCACCAUGUAAAAUUACUUUCAUUCCUGUUUCUAGCAUUGAUUUCACCACGAAUUAUCAACAAGAUAAAACGAGUGAAAUUGCAGGGAGCAUCAUGGUCAGGCACUUGGAAGAGGAGAUCCUCCAUCAGGACUUCAGAAUCUUAAAAUCUCUAGAUUUUGGUUCAUUUGGGGUGGUGAAGCUUGCAUGCCAUCUUCCUACAAAUACACAGGUUGCUGUCAAGGUGCUGGAGAAAAAUCCAACUGCUGUGGCUGACAACACCUCUGAAGUAGAGAUCCUUCAGUCUUUGGAACACAGAAAUAUAGUUCGAUUUUUUCAUGCCAUUGACACAGUGAACAUGACUUAUGUUGUUAUGGAGUAUGUUCCUGGAAAGAAUUUGGAGAUGUUCCUCAGGAAAGUAGCCUAUCUGACAGAGGAUGAAGCUAGACCAAUAUUCCAACAGAUGGUGACUGCGGUGCACUUUCUCCACCAAAGACUCAUUGCACAUCGUGAUAUUAAAUUGGAGAAUAUCCUUAUCGACAGAGCUGGAAACGUCAAGCUUUGUGACUUUGGAUUGGCCAUUCAGCUCAAAGAGGGGCAGAUGUUGAAAAAGGGCUGUGGCUCUUUGCACUAUAUGGCUCCAGAGAUCUUGGCAGGAAAACCCUAUGAUGGGCUGGCAGUUGACAUGUGGAGCUUGGGAGUUGUCCUCUAUGUGCUGGUCACAGGACAAUUUCCAUAUGAAGAAAGGACUUAUCAUGGUAUGCAUAAGGUCAUCAGCAACACAAAAUAUCCACUUCCCUACCACCUGUCUAAGCCCUGUUGCCAAAUCAUUGGACGAUUACUCGCAGUCCCGACCAGGCACAGGAUAACAAUAAGUCAGCUCCGGGGAAAGACGAUGGCUGGGCCACAUUAA
This is a messenger RNA of Phodopus roborovskii (desert hamster), 1101 nucleotides long. Its product is annotated as sperm motility kinase-like. Lineage: Eukaryota; Metazoa; Chordata; Mammalia; Rodentia; Cricetidae. The coding region runs from base 1 to 1101 and encodes 366 amino acids. Gene Ontology annotation, cellular component: cytoplasm. The transcript is spliced from 2 exons. Gene Ontology annotation, molecular function: ATP binding; protein serine/threonine kinase activity. Gene Ontology annotation, biological process: protein phosphorylation; intracellular signal transduction. The record is from RefSeq and is a predicted model, not a curated record.